AAAAUUCAUCAACCAAACGUCCAAAGUUCUACUCCGUGUUUAUAUACGGCGCUGAUUCUCAUUUUCCCACCACGCCGCAAUCUCUCAGUCCACUGAAUUUCUCCUCCCUCCCGCUUAGAUCUACGGAAUUCGCUCUUCCCUGGACUUCAGGUUUCCAUUAUCGUCCUCUUGUGUUUCUCCGAGAUUCGUUGAUUUCAUAACUUUGAUUUGAUUGCAUCUUCUGCGCGCGACGAAAUACGGAGAGUUAAUUGGUGGAUUAUAUUUGCCGUUUUUUAAGAAUUAUAUACGGAGGAUUGAAAGAACCAGAAUUCAUCGGCCACAGAAAUCUUGUCAUCUAGGGUUUCUGAGUGAGAGUGGGAGAAUGGAAAGCUCGGCUGCUCCGUUGAGCGCAUCUCAGGUUGGCUCGUACUUCGUGCAACAAUACUAUAAAGUGCUUCAGCAUGAACCUGAUUUUGUUCGUCACUUCUACACUGGUUCAAGCACCGUCGUUAGAGUUGAAGGGGAGUCCAGUCAGACAGCAUCUACGCAUAUGGACAUACACUCACUUAUCAUGUCAACACCUUUCUCAGGGAUUAAGGUUAAAACAAUAAAUUCGGUUGAGUCUUGGAAUGCUGGUGUUCUUGUUGUGGUUUCUGGCACAGUAAAACUUAAGGAUUUUGGUGGAUGGAGAGACUUUGUGCAGACAUUUUUCCUUGCUCCACAGGAUAAAGGGUACUUUGUUCUUAACGAUGUCUUUAAUUUUGGAGAUGAGGAGGUGAAGUACCAACCGCCGCCGCCACCCCCACCACAUGUGCCUGUUUCAGAGAACCAUUUUGAUGCUCAACCAACUGCCCAUUAUCUUCACCCUGAGACACCAGCCUCUGACUAUGCACUGGAGGAGGAGGCAAGGGAAUAUGUUAACUUGGUCAGUCUAGAAGGAAAUAAUUCUGUUGGUGAAUAUGACAAUUCCGAGUACCAGCAAGAUUUGCCAGAACAUGUCCCCGAGGUUUCUGAACCAUCGUGGGAAGAACCUCAUUUGGAACAAGAGCAAGUUGCUUGGCAAAGUAAUGCGAAAGCUGUUGAGGUUUCUGAACCAUCGUGGGAAGAACCUGUUGGAGAGAUGACAAAACUUAGCUAUGCUUCCAUAUUGCGUGCACCGAAGGUAAAAUCUCCACCUUCUAUUAGCGUGCAGCCUUCUUUCACCAAAAGCACACCUCCUUCUUCAGAAUGGGAGCCAGUUAUCCAGCAGUCAAACUCUGUCUCAACUGUUGUGCCUGAUAACAGCUAUGAACAGGCUGAUGAAGUUUUUUAUCAAGAAGGGGACUCAUUGUCAGUGUACGUUAGGAACUUACCAACUACGGUAUCAACUAAUGAUAUUGUUAAAGAGUUCCACUACUUUGGGACGAUCAAGCAAGAUGGAGUGUUCUUGAGAAACAGAAAGGAUGUAGGUGUAUGCUAUGCGUUUGUUGAGUUUGAAGACGUCCAGGGCGUUCAGAAUGCACUCAAGGCUUCUCCAAUACAAAUAGAUGGAAGACAAGUCUAUAUUGAGGAGAGGAGACAAAAUAACAGCAGCAGUAACAGCAGCAACGCUUCACGUGGAGGAAGAAGGGGUGGAAGAGGUAGAGGAGGUCAUCCUGGGGGACGUUCAUACGGAAGGGGAAGCUAUCAAGACAACGUUGAUUAUAACAGGGCGAAGAGCAAUGGCUAUCGUGCUGUGUGAUGCAGGUUAUCACUAUUCUUUGUGGUAGAGAAUGUUGUAUGAAGCCUUCUUUGAAAGAUCCCAAUAUCAGCGCUAGUACUCAUGGACUCGGGGUGUUGAAUAUCAAGCGUGAGAAGAUGUUAGAGUUUUGUUUCAUCUUUAUUCUCUUUUUUAAGUGUGCAAACAUACAAUCAACUCGUUCUUUUUGUCCUCUUUGGUUGCUUUUCUCUUUUCUUCAAUCUAAAAGGUACUACAUCUUUUGCAUUGUUUGUGGGUCUUGACUGUGUUUGUUUGAUUCUGAUGCUCUAAAAUUUUGACAUUAUUUCUUUCAUUCGAAAUUUUGCAUGGAAGCCAUUUUCCCUA
Cuscuta epithymum is the source of this 2041-nucleotide messenger RNA. The record is from the annotation of a GenBank genome assembly. Lineage: Eukaryota; Viridiplantae; Streptophyta; Magnoliopsida; Solanales; Convolvulaceae.